CGCGUGCUCAAACAGGUAUUUAUGAUGACGUCAGCAAGGUAGAGCGGGCGCGCGGCGGCUGCCACUCCGGUUCGGACGCGCGAGACCUACUGCUCGAGACCGAGGAAACACUUCCCGAGCUCCGGAAAGGAGCAAAUCACUCAGGCUUGUACAAACAUGAUUGCUCAAGGCCAGUGUGUCCAGCCCAUGUAAACAUUGACUGUCAGUAGAAGAGAGUGGGCUGUCAUUCACUGGAUCCACCCAGCCAAAGGACAACAGUGAACAAAACCACACAAUACAACUGAGUCUUUCCACGAAAUUGGGCACCUGCUGUAUUUAUGAUGACUACACGAGGUAAAAGUGAAGGAUGCCGCAUCUGUGGGAGUGACCUGCAGGGUAACCAGCGGCGAUGGUUGUAUGCGGGUCAGAACAGAAAGGGGGCACAACCUCAGACCCCGACAGACUUUUCGAGCAAGGGAAGCUUGCCCAGAUCGGCACAAAGCAGCCCAUGGGGCAGCACUUUAUCUCUCAGCUCCUCUCGUUCGCUCUCGAAGUCUCGCGGCCUGCUCACCCCUACGAAAGGAAUCGACCUGCUCUGUGUGCUGACACACAUAUUAGAGCAGCCUGUGCCACGUGGAGCCGGUCAGGGCGAGUUUUUGUGUGGCAAGUGUGUGUCGGUUCUGGAGCGAGUUUUCAAGUUUGACACCGUUAUCGCCCGAGUACGAAUGCUGUCGAACGAGAGACUCCAGAAACUCAGUCAGGAAAGGGACAAGAUUAGGCGAUGGGUGCGAAGCAUGUACGAUCAGCGCCACCCUUCUAGUUCAAAGAGAAAAGGAAGCUCCAGUGAGGAUGAAGGGGAGAGGAAGGAUUCCGUAGGGGAAGGAUACAGAGAACUGCUGAGGGACAACAUGGCCCUCUCCGAGUACGAAUGGUGGUCUGAGAAAGCAGAGUCAUGUCCGUAUUAUAGGAAAACAGGGAAACGGUGUCAACAAGGCAAGAAGUGUGAGGGUUGCGACUCCUUGAGGGUGUCCGACUCGGACUAUGAGUCCGUCUGUGGGAUUCCGCGUCACUUGCCCGAUCAAGCCUUCAUGCCAUUGGGCCUCUCUCGAGACAAAUCCUGCAGCAUGCCUCUUCAUUGGUCGAGAGUGCCAUCUGUCAGAUCAAGCCCCGCCUCGCUGUCCGGUUCCUGUCAUUCCUUGCGAUCUCGAUCCCGCACUACCUCCAUCCAAUCGCUGGACUCGAUAGACGGCGCUGAUCCGUUUGAUUGGCCAGAGGAGCAUUCGGCCAUUAUUGACGCCGUUUUCAAAGAGUUGAGGGGAAUUGAAGGAAAGCCAGUAAGGUCACCUGCUGGAAGUCGUAUUCCCGUGUUGGACAGAGGGGACGUGCAGAACGGGAAGGAUGAGGUAGGACCCAAAGCGGGGUUAGUGAGGGUCCUGAAUUUUGGAGGAGACAAUGGGACGGAAGAUGAGUUUGAAGAAGAGAACGACAUCCUGACCGAGCUAAAAGAUGACUUUAUGCCAUUACAAAGAGAGUCGUCUGCAGGUAAGGUGCAUCUUGCUGUGAAGCAGUUGCGUGAACAACUUGUUCAAGCUCAGGCUCGCAUCAGAACUCUUGAGGCUCAGCUCAGGGGGACCGACAAACCACCAACCGACGCUCCUGCCAAGCAGUUGAAGUCUCCGCAAGUGGCCAGUUUGAAGAAUAAAAAUGACCUCAUAGAGAGUCUCAGCCAAUCACUACACAGCAGAGAGAACGUAAUCCAAGAAUGUGUGACUUUGAUCCAGAAGCUGUGUGCUGAGCAGGGAGUGGAAUCGGAGGACUCUGACAAACUCAUCAAAAAACUGGCCAGUGCAGUGACUGAUACACGCAGUGAACGUGAGGAAGUCUUGGAGGCUCAGCUGUCAGAUGCAAGCGAGAGGGAGAAAGCCCUAGAGAAACAGCUGCAGGCCGUUAGGGACGCUGGCAGAGAGCGAGACAGAGACCUCAUCACACUCAACACUGUGCUCCAGUGUAACCAGGAUGUUAUUAACCACCUGCGUGUAGAGCUUGCAGAGCGAGAUCGAGCCCAACAGGAGAUGAUGAAAGAAUGGGAAGUGUGGAAAGAGAGAGAUUCAGCCCUGACUGCACUGGUGAAGGAUAACAAAGACUAUAUUUCUCAGCUAAAGGAGGCGCUCGAGAGUUCACGCAAAGAUGUGCAGGCUCUCUCAGACUCUCUGAUUGGACGGGGGUUGGAUGGGGGAGGAGCUGAGGCUGGAUUGGUCAAUCAACUGCGAGAGAAAGAAGCUCUGCUGGCGGCAAGCUUCAGAGAUAGAGAGGAGCUCAGCUCCACCAUGUUGCAGGAGAUCUCGAGACUCUCCUCUGCCUUAACCGACACUGAAAACCUCAUACUGGACCAAAGAGAAAAUCACAAACGUGCCAUCACUGCCCUGUCACAGCAACUCAAAGACACACUGAAGGAGCUGAGAGAGAAAACCAAGGAGAAGAAGGAGGCUGAACUAGGGUGGAAGAAGGAAAAUAAAGAGAGAGCUUUCGAGGAAGGAAAACUGAGAGACAAUCUUCAGAAGAGGGAUAAACUUAUAGAGCAAGUUCUUCUGGAGUUAGAGGAACGGGAUGGCGUGUUAACAGAGCUACAGCAAAACAUCUCUAGCAGACUUGGACCCAAAACAGCCCUCAAACACACACUGUGAGUGUGUGAUUAAACGCAUACUGUGAGUGCUCUUGUAUACAAUGAACUGCACAAUAUAAUGUUAAUUGACAUCUCCGAUGUCUUUCAUUUUGCUGCACUAAACCAACAGAAAUGAGGAUCUGCAGAUCUGGUUCAGCUUCGGAUAAAUAUUUAUUCUGUUAAAUUCUUAUGGUAAUUCUCUAGUUUAAUCAAGUUAAUUGAGACAGGCUAAUGUGUAUAGUAAGUUGUGAAUAGUGCCAAUUGUUCUGCCAGAUUGCUCUCAACUGAACUUUUGAAGAGAUUGAGGGUAUAUUAUGAAAUGUUAUUUUAGUUCAUAUGAAUUUAUGACUGGACCAUUACAGGUUGAUUUAGUCAUUUUGAUUGAAUGCAGCUAUAAAUGUUCUGAUUACUUCCCACACCGUCAGAUUGUGGUUGCAAGAUUUACAUAGUUGCACACAUGUGCCUUUUCAGCACUCAUACAUGCUUUGCUUAUUAAUAAUUAUUUUUCCAUAUCCCACAGUCCCUGCAGCCUUUAAUUGUUGUUAUUAUUAUUAUUAAAUGUUUAAAUUGUGUUUUAUUGAUAUGGCUGCUGAAUAUGUUGAAUGCUGCUUUUCUCUUAUUGUUUGAUCCAUCUUUUCAUGUUCUUUUUCAUGUGAUCAUAUGUUUGUCUUGUGUUUAUAAAUGUUUUCUCAUGUCGAUUUGUUUGUGAGAUGCAGUUAUAGUCCCAACUGGGAUGUGCCAUCUUUGUUCCAGUGUAGGGAAAUCAUCAGUAGAAGGAUUUACAGACUGUCCGAAAAGGACAUGUUUUUUAAUUUGCUUAUUUUAUUUGGGUAAGCUGGAAUCCCCACAACUUGAUGCAUACCUCAUAAAUCACAUUUAAAAUGAAGCCUCAAGUUUGUGUGGGUUUUGCAGUUUGAAAGGUUUUGUUGGAGGUUUUCUUUUUAUGUCUGAAAUAUUAAAGGUUCUUUCUUGAGAACUCAGGGGUUUAAUUGACAAUAAAGCCUCAAAUAUCUAAA
This is a messenger RNA of Megalobrama amblycephala (Wuchang bream), 3657 nucleotides long. RefSeq lists its product as uncharacterized. The coding region runs from base 318 to 2663 and encodes 781 amino acids. The transcript has 13 exons. The record is from RefSeq and is a predicted model, not a curated record. Lineage: Eukaryota; Metazoa; Chordata; Actinopteri; Cypriniformes; Xenocyprididae.